This is a messenger RNA of Orbicella faveolata, 3211 nucleotides long. RefSeq lists its product as uncharacterized. Gene Ontology annotation, molecular function: protein binding. The record is from RefSeq and is a predicted model, not a curated record. Lineage: Eukaryota; Metazoa; Cnidaria; Anthozoa; Scleractinia; Merulinidae.
GCUAUUUUUUGCAGCUUCUUCUGUGCUUGUAAAUGUUCCCAAGUCCGUUGUAGGGUGGAACCAUAAAAUUCAAACAGACGGGGUGGAAGAAAUUGCAGCAGAGUGCAGGCCACCUCCCUCCUCACCAAACUGGAUGAAAAAUUCACUAUAAAGAUGGUUGGUCAAAUUUUUUCAGGUUCAUUAUAAAUACAAGAAAAAAAAUGGGGGCUGUAGUGCUCUGGCUCCCCCCUUAGUCCGCCGCUGCAUUGUUGAGUUACAUAAGCGGGCAGGAUUUUCUAACAACAUGACAAAGUGCAUGGAUCAAUCACUGUGUUCUCAGUGUUUUUUAAAGGUUUGCAAGUGCUUAUAACACUCAACGAUGCAUCAGGAGCAGUUGAGGAUCAAUGUAUUUGUAAGCUCACAAUGAUUGUAGACCACAUGCAUUACAACUUAACCAUUCAUGCGUGUGAUUUAGACUUUGUGCGAUUUAUCAAGCUUAAAUAAACUCAAACUGGCCAAUAAAAGUAUUGUAGCAUGUGUAAUUGCUGUGACAUUUUAUAGGAUCAGUGAAGAAAACUCUCCCUCUCUGUUCACAGAGCAAUUCGACCAAUCCUUUCUCUUAACAGUAAACACGUGCACAUACAUACAUGCGUUAUUUUGUUUGGGUUUUAAUUGCUGACUGCACGUAAAUACGUUUUUAGUUUUUCGUGAAAUACUCUUGUAGGAUCUCCUGUUUAGAAUUGAGAUAAUAAUCGUUCAACAAAAUUUUUUUGACAACGAAAAUUCACGUGAAAACAAAAUUAGAGUCCCUAAAGGUGUUUAGACACUCACAGUUGGUUUGAUCCACACACGUUUUGUCCGGAAAAUGUACUUAAUUGUAUAAUUUUUUUACUUGGCUCAAACAAGACUAAUUCCUAUUAUGCCUUUGAGGUAUAUUUUCUGUUUGUUUCAAUGGAUAUAGCCCGCAAAUUAUUAAUUGAAUACCUUGGAUACACUUGAUGUAAUUGCUUUUUAAUUAUUUACACGAACCAACUACUACGACCAAUAACGAUUUCUUUAUUAAUAAGAAGAGAAGAAAACACAGUGUCAACUGGUGUCUUAAAAACAACAGUUUUGCAGAGGUGACCGUGUUUGCAUACUGAGAGAGGGUCAAAUGCUUACAGUGUAAGAUUAAGUGUCGAUUAGGUGUUAAUUGUAAGAAAGAGAAAAAUAUUUUGGUGAAAAUGUCUUUGCCUAAGAGAAAGGACAGUACCCCGGCUAGUUACGAUCGUUCUUUGUUUUUGCGGUGGAACCGGCUUCAAAUGAAUGCCAUGGAAGAAGUAAGGUUACAAAAUGUGCCAUCACUGCACAAUUCGCCCAAAAUUACGAGUCAGGCUCGGUUGGUUGUUGGCGCAAGAAGCAGAAUUGCGGACGCAGAGAAUAGAGUGGGAAAAGACCAAGAAAGGACAGGCACUCGAAAAGAAUUGGUUGGAAUGUCGGAAGAAAACGAAAGCGAAGUAAAAGAAGUGGGUAACCUCAGGAAAGUUUUACCAACUGCCAUGGAUGUUCGAAACGGAAAAUCGAACCCUUUUGAGUUCUUUAAGCAGCAUCGCUUUGAUGAAGAAGUGGAUUUGAACGGAUGGUUUCUUGGCCCGAUAACUGCGUUUGAAAUUUCGUCUGAAUUGUUCUCGUCGUCGAGUAUUGUGCGUUUGUUUCUCGCUAACAACCUUCUCGGGAACGAAGGCGGGAAAGCCAUCGCUAAAGGCCUGGAGGGGAACUUCUCUGUGAGAGAGCUGGACUUAUCUGAAAAUAUGCUUGGACAGAAUGCCAUUUCCAGCAUUGCAGAAAUGCUCACCAAAAACCAAACUUUAGAAAAGCUGAAUCUCUCGAGAAACAACUUAACAGACCCAGACGUGGAAAGUCUGCUUAAAUCCCUUUGUGGCAAAACUGUUCUAAAAGAACUGGACUUGUCCCACAACAUUUUAUGUGACCAAUUCGCCGAGCAGUUGUCAAAUGUUUUAAUGACCAAUUCUGUUCUCGAAAAGCUUUCCAUUAGUUCAAAUCAGCUGGAAGUUACAGGUUUGCAAGCUAUGUUGCCGGGUUUACGAAACGCCCAAACACUGUGUGAUUUGAACAUUUCGUGGAAUUAUUUAUACGACGCGGGAGCUGAAAUUCUUGGCGAAGCAAUCGCAGAUAACCGAAGCAUUAUCGAAAUUUCAGCCUGCGGGAAUCUAUUCACGACAAAGGCUGCAAGUUUUUUAGCGAAGGGUGUAGCUAAUAACCCGAAAUUAAAAGUUCUGCGCAUAGGCCAGAAUUUGAUAAGGAAUUCCGGCGCAUAUGCGUUCAUAAAUGUUUUAUCUGAAAAUGGAUCUCCUUCGACGGCGCUGGAGAUUUUAGAUAUCAAUGGUACCAUUGUUGAUAGAAAAUUCAAACAACUUGUUGAGACGGAGUUGUCGGAUAAGGUUUGCUCUUUGAGAGUUGUCAACUUUUCGGUUGUUAAUGAAAUAGGCAACGAGCUGGAACCGUACAUGGAAAAAUCGCCGGGAGAUAAUUGAAUCUAGAGAGUGAAGUAGUUUCGCCAUCAUUUGUAAUGACAUGUUCUCGAUUAUUUACCCUGUAAAUUGAGGAUAAUGCUUUAAAAUUGACGAUGAUUAAAAUUUAAUGCUCGACCGUUUUUAAUUGUGAACUAAUUAUCUUCCAUACAAAAGUGUCUAGAGAAAAGUAAAGUGCAGUUCAUUUUUUUUACGAAAUCAAUUGAUAAAAAUAUGUAGUUCUCAGUUUAUAGAAUUGUAAGAAAAAUUGCACGGAAAAGAAUGAGAUCGUUCACGAAAAUAAAUUUAAUUUCAGGAAUGAGAUUUCAAAUAUGUAUAUCAGAACUGAGUAUAGUACACUUUUAACAUUAAAAUGCCCAUUGUGGGUGCUUUUUUUAUCUUGAACCUCUCUGCCUUGCCACAAAUACUUGUGGUUACCUCACUGUGUUCGCUCGUGUUUUGGUAUUAGCACCUGCCCAAUAACUUCUUGUCUCAAGAUUUGAAUGUAUUUUAAAAUUGUCCACCCAGUUCUUUAGUUCAAAUUAGUUUAGCUCCGUGAUGUUAACAAAGUGGUUCGCGAAUAGGUGUCGGCGAUCGGCCAUGUUUGUAUCUUCCCGAGGAACGCAAAUUGCCAUAGUAACACCUUUGUUAGAGCGGUUUUCACUUGAAUGUCGGAAAGUAAUUGGUUUUGCCUUAGUACGCUACGCGAUUGGCUUAAAAAC